AUGGAGUCAUCCGGUACAAAUCGCUACAGGCACUUGCGCAACUACAAGUGCUCCGACACGAAGCGCUCCUACUACCUGUUUGUGCGCUCAGAAUACGAGGAAACCUACUCGCAGCUAUUGCGAGUAUCCGCUGAAGCGUUUGACACGUUCUUCGACUACCAUCUCGAAGUUGCGACGUGCUCAAUUGAUCACACCCAGUACAUCCAAACAGCUCUCAAGAAGCAGUGGCCGCAAGUCCAUGUUGUGUCAUGCGCCAUCCACAUGCUGUGA
Messenger RNA from Aphanomyces astaci, 270 nucleotides. RefSeq lists its product as hypothetical. The record is from RefSeq and is a predicted model, not a curated record. The transcript is spliced from 2 exons. NCBI's taxonomy places the organism in Eukaryota, Oomycota, Saprolegniomycetes, Saprolegniales, Verrucalvaceae. The coding region runs from base 1 to 270 and encodes 89 amino acids.